AUUUGUAGCAAUUUGAAAUUCAAAACAAAGAGGGGGAAACCUUCUCUGUCUGCUUUACGCUCCCCUUUCUCUUUCACUUUCCUUAAGAUCUGCCAAAUCAAUCAACAAGAUUCAUCAUCAAUGGAGAAAUACGAGAAGUUGGAGAAGGUAGGUGAAGGAACCUAUGGAAAAGUGUACAAAGCAAAGGACAAGGCUACCGGACAACUGGUGGCUUUGAAGAAGACUCGACUGGAAAUGGAUGAAGAAGGGAUACCGCCUACUGCUCUCAGAGAGAUCUCACUUCUUCAGAUGCUGUCUCAUUCUCUCUACAUCGUCCGUUUGCUUUGUGUUGAGCACAUUGACAAAAAUGGGAAACCGAUUCUUUAUCUUGUUUUUGAGUAUUUGGAUACUGAUCUUAAGAAAUUCAUUGAUUCUCAUCGGAAAGGACCUAAUGCUAGGGCUCUUCCUACUGCCCUCAUCCAGAGUUUCUUGUAUCAGUUGUGCAAAGGGGUUGCUCACUGCCAUAGCCAUGGAGUUCUCCACAGAGAUUUGAAGCCGCAGAAUCUUCUAGUGGAUAAAGAGAAGGGAAUACUUAAGAUUGCUGAUCUGGGUCUUGGAAGGGCGUUUACUGUUCCUAUGAAGAGCUACACCCAUGAGAUUGUUACUCUAUGGUACAGAGCUCCUGAAGUUUUGUUGGGAUCUACUCAUUACUCAACUGCUGUUGAUAUGUGGUCUGUGGGAUGUAUUUUUGCCGAGAUGGUUCGAAGGCAAGCCUUGUUUCCUGGUGACUCUGAGUUUCAGCAAUUGCUUCACAUAUUCAGGUUGUUAGGAACUCCAACUGAUAAGCAGUGGCCUGGAGUCAGUUCACUCCGCGACUGGCAUGUUUAUCCACAAUGGGAACCUCAGAACUUAGCCUCUGCUGUUCCUGCUUUGGGACCUGAUGGUGUGGACCUCCUAACGAAAAUGCUCAAAUUUGAUCCGGCAGAUAGGAUUUCUGCAAAAGCUGCACUUGAACAUCCAUACUUUGACAGCUUGGACAAGUCUCAAUUCUGAGGAUGCUUCUACUCCUGCAGAUCACCUAUAAUGAUCACUUGCAUCACUUGUUUUAGUACGUUCUCAGUCCUUUACGAGGAUAUCAUCGUCUUGGUGAUUUGAAAUUUGCCAUGUUAAUCUUGUCACUUUUAUGUUUCUCUGUAUUGUUCUCUUCUAAUGUAUUUCUAAAAGAUCAGCUGUAAGAAGGCCUGUUUUACGGCCAAGUUUAAUGUAGUUAUUACAAUGUUUUGAGGAAAAAAAAAAAGGUUUAUGUU
Solanum stenotomum is the source of this 1286-nucleotide messenger RNA. RefSeq names its product cell division control protein 2 homolog C. Gene Ontology annotation, biological process: regulation of gene expression; protein phosphorylation; signal transduction. Gene Ontology annotation, molecular function: ATP binding; cyclin binding; cyclin-dependent protein serine/threonine kinase activity. The transcript has 7 exons. Bases 121 to 1032 code for a protein of 303 amino acids. Lineage: Eukaryota; Viridiplantae; Streptophyta; Magnoliopsida; Solanales; Solanaceae. The record is from RefSeq and is a predicted model, not a curated record. Gene Ontology annotation, cellular component: cytoplasm; nucleus; cyclin-dependent protein kinase holoenzyme complex.